AUGGAUAGAAAUCGUUUGAUCGACGCUCUUCAAGCGACAACUUCAUCAACGGAGCAAAUAAAAGAAGCGACUGCAUACCUGGAUGAAGUUCAAAAACUUGAAGGAAUCGCUCCUCUUUUGCUACAAAUUGUUGUUGAUGAACAAAUAAUUUGUACUGCUCGGCAAGCUGGAGUGAUUUAUUUAAAAAAUAUGAUUAGCAGGAGUUGGAUCCAAGAUGAUGAUGAAAAACUUUCUAAUUUCGUUUUAUCUGAGGCAGAUAAAGAUUUUAUUCGGGGAAAUAUUAUUGAUGCGAUUGUUGCUACACCAGAAGCUCUUUGUACUUCUAUCGGUAUAAUAUUGCGACAUGAUUUUCCUGAUUAUUGGACUCCCAUGGCACAAAAAAUCACGUCUCUUUUACACUCGAUGGAUGGACCAUCCUGGUUAGGCGCAUUACUUGUAAUACGGCGUUUGGUGAAGUUAUACGAAUACCGGCGAGUGAAGGAAAAAAAACAGUUAGUGGAAACCAUGUCAAUAUUAAUGCCAAUGUUAUAUGAACGAUUAAUAACCCUUAUGCCUGACAAUUCGCAAGAAUCGUGCCUUUUGCAAAAAAUCAUUUUAAAAGUGUUUUAUGGUCUUGUUCAAUUCUCUUUAAACUUGGAAAUGUUUUCUAUGGAAACUUUGGGAAUGUGGUUUGAACAAUUGAGAUUAGUAGUUGAAAGACCAGUACCUGUUGAACUUGAAAAUAUUGAUGAAGAUGAUCGUCCUAGAACUGUGUGGUGGAAAUAUGAUUCAUUAAGAUAUGGAUCACCUGGCCAGGUUGAAAGUGAUUACAAGCUAUUUGCGGAAUAUUUUUUGGUUAAUCAUGCUCAGAGAAUUUUGCAUACCUUACUGGCUGUCCUUGAUCGAUAUCGGCAAGGAGAAUAUAUCGCUCCACGAGUCUUAAAUUUUAUUCUUGGUUAUGUAGCCACCGCUAUUUCGCAGGCUCGAACAUGGAAAGUAAUAAAACCUCAUUGCCAUGAACUGAUUUGCUCUGUUUUGCUUCCUUUAUUCAAAUAUUCUAGUGAUGACGAAGAUCUUUGGAAGAAUUCUCCGGAAGAAUAUGUUCGCUUAAAAUAUGAUCUGUACAGUGAAAUUCAAGAACCUGUAAGUGGGGCGACAAAUGUAUUAACAGCAGCGGUGAAAAGAAAAGAUAUUCUGCCUCCAGUUUUGGAGUUUCUGUUGAAAAUUCUAAAUUUAUCAGAGUAUGGUAUUAAGGAGAAAGAUGGGGCUUUGAGAAUGAUUGGUGGAUUAUCUCAAAUAUUGCUUAAAAAUAAGGUUUAUUUUUUUAUUUCCUAA
This is a messenger RNA of Dracunculus medinensis (Guinea worm), 1314 nucleotides long. The record is from the annotation of a GenBank genome assembly. NCBI's taxonomy places the organism in Eukaryota, Metazoa, Nematoda, Chromadorea, Rhabditida, Dracunculidae.